UUUGAUAAGCUUUUUCAUCUGGCUUUGCUCUUCUGUAGUGCAAUCACCAGCGUGUCCAGGUGCACUGGCAUGAAAGGCAGCAUGUAAGCAUAUUUUUGCAGGACAGAGACAUUCAAUUUAGUUAAAAGGCUCUGCCAAGUGCAGUGCCUUUAAGAAGAGAGAACUGUGAGUCCCACUCGUCCCAGAUACUCGGGGAGAACUCCAGACAGGGAGAUCGGCCAGUAGACUUGCUUGUGUCUGAACCUUGUGAGAAGGAUAAUUAUGGAAUGCCGCAGGAAGCUGCACGGAGGAUCAUUUCCACCCCUUCCCAGCGCGGUCUCAAGGAGGAAGCUACAAGAAGUUUCCUCCCAGCUGAAACACAGGGGGAACAGAGGCAGGAUGGGUGCCUGGCUUGUGGGGGGCGCACCAGCAGCCCCAGGUCAGCCCCAUGGGCGCACGCAGUUGCCUGUUUCUUGCUUCCUAAGGUGGCCACGUCCCCGGCUGCCCCAUCCCUGCCAGCAGCAGGGUCAUGAGUGGGGCGUCCCGUGCUGGGUGCUUCUGGCACAUGGCAACUGUGGGCAAACCAGGCGCCCAGCCAUACCACCAGCUAUUUUCAGGCUAAUUGCUGUCCCUACAAAAACACCCCCAGCCUGGAGCAUGCAGGACUUUGGACGUUCACCACGACUUCUUUCUUUGGACAAAAGCAAGGCAACGGGCAGUGCCACAACGUGCUGGAGCCGUGCAGCAUCCCUGCUCCGCGCCCACAGGGACAUGCACAGCCCCGGGCUGCCUCCGGAGCCCCCCUGCAGCCGGCUGCCCCCGGAGCCCGGUCCCCCCUUGCAGGCGUCCCGGAGGCCCGGCACUGCUCGCCACCGGCCGUGUUGCCAUGGAGAAGAUUUCUGUGCCACCAGCAACACAAAGGAAAUUGCGCUUUCCCUGGGAUGCAGCGCUAAUGAGGAGGAGAAGAGUGGGGAAAGGGCUGGCUCGCUUCCUUUCUUUCACUCUUUAUUUCUUGCAGGAGGAAACAAUAAAAAAAAAAAAAAAAAAAAAAAAAAAAAGACAAACAAGAAAGCAACGUGGGGUGGGAGGGGCUCAGCCUCUCCCCUGCCAAAUGACGGAGCCGUUAGCAGCAGAGCGGGAUUUGUCUGUGUGCUCCUUCCCGUGCAACGAGGCCCCGCUGGGCGAUGGCAGCAAAGCAGUGCACUUGCUGCGAGAGCCAAAGCAACAGUGAACCCUGGUUCAGGCUGGACACGGGGGAAGAGCUCGCACCGGGUGGCGGAGGAGGACGAGCUGGGGCAGCGGCUGGAGCAUGAAACGCUCCCAGGGUGCUCGAGCUGUGGAGCUGAGCCCUGCUGGGCAGGAUGCGACCCAGGCAGAUGAUGCAUGCACCCUGGCCAAGGCAUCACCUGCAGUUCCCUGCUCCCACGCAACACCCACAGUGGGAAUUUGUUCCUGCAGACCAGAUACUGCAUUGCUGCCAAGCCCACGAGGAGGUGGAACAGGGAGGACACACGUGCUGGGCUAGGUGCUGCCCCUGGGGGCUCUCUCCCUGGGGCCAGCAGCUCUCACAGAUGCACGCAAGAGCAGAGGCAUG
Oxyura jamaicensis (ruddy duck) is the source of this 1573-nucleotide messenger RNA. RefSeq lists its product as uncharacterized. The transcript is spliced from 3 exons. The record is from RefSeq and is a predicted model, not a curated record. Bases 262 to 1359 code for a protein of 365 amino acids. NCBI's taxonomy places the organism in Eukaryota, Metazoa, Chordata, Aves, Anseriformes, Anatidae.